Molecule: messenger RNA, 2641 nt
Organism: Crotalus tigris (Tiger rattlesnake)
Lineage: Eukaryota; Metazoa; Chordata; Lepidosauria; Squamata; Viperidae
Product: major facilitator superfamily domain-containing protein 8-like
Exons: 12
Coding region: 739-1980 (413 amino acids)
Biological process (GO): transmembrane transport
Molecular function (GO): transmembrane transporter activity
Source: RefSeq, a predicted model, not a curated record
CCUUUUCCCUCAGCAUGGCUGGCUCAGGAAUUCUGGGAGUUGAAGUCCACGAAUCAUAAAAGAGCCAAGGUUGCCCGCCCCUGGCCUAGGACCACUCGAUGUAGCCAACUCACCAUGGCCAACUUGCUGCAGCUACCUCGUUCCAGGACAUCUUGCCAUGGCCAGCUCCCCAGAGGACAAGAGUUACACAAAUGUUGAAGAAAUGCUGGAAUAGAAUCAUUAAAGAAAGAACGCAAAAGGAGGGGAAAAAUAAAAAUGUGAAUGACAAAAAUUAAAAUAAUUUUUUAAAUUAUUUUAACUACUUCAAUUGAAUUGUUGAAUUGUCUUCCUGUGAGAUGUCCUACGGUGAGUUGGCCAUGGCAAGUUGACGGCACCUCAAUGACCGGGGCAAGUUGACCAUAGUUGGCUGUGCCUAGUUGACCGUGGUGAGUUGGAUGACUCUAACUGUGGUCUGUUUAGGUAGCUCAGGGUUUCAUGUAUUGUGACAGUCCAGAAAAUGGCUUUAGAAUAGAAUUAUGUAGUAGCCAAAUGUGAUUGGACACACCAGGAAUUGGUCUCCGGUGCGUAAGCUGCAAUGGCCCGGUGAUCCUGCCCACCAUUUGGGCCUACCUGCAAAAGCUGAAUGCCGAACCGUACUACUUGGGCCUGGCUCUCUCCGCAUUUAGCUUCGCUGGCUUAAUCACGGGCCCCUUCUUUGGAUAUUGGUCCGAUCGGACCCAUCGAACCAAAGGGAGCAUCAUGUUUGCCAACUUGUUUCAGAUAGCAGGAAACUUCAUGUAUUUUGUUGGUGGCUCCAAAUGGAUGCUCCUCGGCAGCCGACUAGUAGCAGGUGUGGGAACUGGAGCAGGUGCUUCCAUCUUUGGCUACCUCACCCGUUCCACCACUUUGCAGGAGAGGUCCAAGGUCUUUGCGGCCGUCAUGGCCUGCCGCCAGGUUGGGCUUCUUAUUGGGCCAGCCUGUAAUCUCUUCCUGCGCCUCUGCAAUUUCCAUCUGGGGCCCUUUGUAGUCAAUAAGUUUACAUCCCCAGGGCUCUUCAUGUGUCUGGUGUGGAUUCUGCUUCAAGUGAUUGUGAUGGUGAUGUACUAUGACAUCCAGCCACCGGCUCACACCGCAAGGACCAUAUCAACGGUGCAGCAAGAGGCUUUGGAAGAGGAGCAGAAACCACUGAUACGACAUGAGGUUGGCCGAGAAGAGGCCACGGGAGGGACCUGCUAUGGCAGCACCCCUGUGGGACUUCCGCAACCUUCCCUUGGCGACGAAUGUCGGUAUGUGCCCAAUGGACACUUGGCAGAUGAAGAAUCAGUUGAAGAAGACACGAAUCCCUUCCAUCAAUUUAGCUCUGUGAAAGAAUACUUGCGGGAGGAAGUGGUGGUUCUCCUCACUGCCCAGUUCAUUACCCUCUUCAACCAAACGGCGUUGGAGACUAUGGUGACUCCAAUUACACAGAAGUAUUUGAACUUUGGAGAACUGGAGAACAGCAUCAUGUAUUUCCUGUGUGGUGUGGAGGUCAUUGCUGGCUUCUUCCUGGUGCACUUUCUCAGCAUCCGGCUAUCAGAUCGGAUCAUCUUGCUCAUGGGUCUGGUCAUCUGCAACGUAGCCUGUGUCUGGUGCCUGCUGUUCCUGGCACACCCCCGAGGUACCUUUGCUGUCCUCCUCACGGAGCUGGUAGUGGGGGUCUUUUUGCAGGUCUUGGGCCUGCCCUUCGUCGCUGUCUCCCAGGUGUCCCUCUUCUCCAAAGUCACAGCAGAGAGAACACAAGGGUUCAGCCACGGGCUCCGUCGCUCCGUUGGGGGAAUUGCCACCAUCCUUGGACCUCUGUGGGCCGGGGGAUUGACGGAUAAUCUGUACAUCAUGCUCGGAGUGAUGAUGGGGCUGCUCAGCCUAUUGACGAUCAUGGUGGGGCUGUCCUACAGAUACCUGGUCGAGAUCCCAAGUGAACACCUAUUGCCACGAUCAACCCGGGAAGAGUCCAACUCAUGAGGACCUGUUGAGGCGCCCUUGGAGGCACGGAGAAGCUCAUCAGGUGAAGGGGUUGCCAGCCAACCGGCCAUGCCAGGGGAACCCCUUUUGGCUUUCAAAUUCCAGGCUCGAGAACGUCAGGAGAAGCUGGUAAUGGCUCUGUCCACCUUAGAGAUGGAGGAAGUUGUGUGGCGUUUGUUUUGGUCUCUUCUUUCCACCAGGAUAUUUCUCUCUCUUUUUUUUUUGUUUUUUUCGAUAUGAACCCAGCAGAACACGAAGCUUUUCUUUUCUUUGCGAUGCUGUACAGGAGAGCAGAAAAGGUGGGGCAACUCCUCCGUUGAGCGAAGAUCCAUGGCAAAUCUCACGUUCCGUUUUGCAGAAGAGAAAGAGACGAGCCCCUGGGUGAAUCUGAAACCCUUCUAUGAAAAGAGAAGAACCUUUAAUAUUUAUUUCCUUAUAAUUUAUUAUGACUUUUGGGACAACCCAUUGUUUUGUUGCUGCUGCUGCUGCUGUUGUUUUCACAGUUCUGACCUUGAUGAUUGUUAAACUGCACCGGGAGGGCUGGAUGUUUUAUUUAUUAAAGUAUUUCCACCCUGUCUUUGCUUUGGGUUGAGGACUGAACAGAACAUCAAACACAGAAUAAUAGUCUUGGAAGGGACCUUGGAGGUCUUCUAGUCUAACC